This is a messenger RNA of Mytilus trossulus (common blue mussel), 1239 nucleotides long. Its product is annotated as delta and Notch-like epidermal growth factor-related receptor. The transcript has 12 exons. Lineage: Eukaryota; Metazoa; Mollusca; Bivalvia; Mytilida; Mytilidae. The coding region runs from base 1 to 1239 and encodes 412 amino acids. The record is from RefSeq and is a predicted model, not a curated record. Gene Ontology annotation, cellular component: membrane.
AUGCCUAUUCUCAGGGAUGAAAAGGGUACUCCAUGCUUAAGCUUUAACUGUUACAAUGGUGGUACGUGCUUUCUUGACGAAUUUCAGCCUAAAUGUGCAUGUGAAAAUGGAUUCACUGGUCAAACCUGUGAAGUAACGCCAUGUUCAACAUCCCCUUGUGAAAACGGUGGGAAUUGUUCAGUGACGGGCAGUAGUUUUUCCUGUGCCUGUUUAGACGGAUUCACAGGAUUACAAUGCCAAAUUACGCCAUGUUCAGGAUACCCUUGUGAACACAGCGGGAAUUGUUCAGUGACGGGUAGUAGUUUUUCGUGUACCUGUUUGAACGGAUUCACAGGAUUACAAUGCCAAAAUACUCCAUGCGUAAAUUAUUUCUGUGACAACGGUGGUACGUGCUUUCUUGACGAAUUGCAGCCAAAGUGUGCAUGUGAAAAUGGAUUCUCUGGUCAAAACUGUGAAGUGACGCCAUGUUCAGGAUCCCCAUGUGAACACAGUGGGAAUUGUUCAGUGACGGGUAGUAGUUUUUCUUGUACCUGUUUAAACGGAUUCACAGGAUUACAAUGCCAAAAUACUCCAUGCGUAAAUUAUUUCUGUGACAACGGUGGAACGUGCUUUCUUGACGAAUUUCAGCCAAAGUGUGCAUGCGACAUUGGAUUCACUGGUCAAAACUGUGAAGUAACGCCGUGUUCAGGAUCCCCAUGUAGACACGGGAAUUGUUCGGUUACAGGUAGUACUUUUGCUUGCAUCUGUUUCAACGAUUUUACUGGAUUACAAUGCCAAGUAUAUCACGCUGACUUCGAGAACGACCUGGGCUCCAUAUUUAUUCAGGAUCUUAAUGAUGAUAAAAACUGGACAAUAAGAGAGAACAACACACCCAGUACAGGCACUGGUCCGUCUUCAGCAUACACAGGUGAUUACUACUUAUAUAUGGAGACUUCAUCAGGACCUCAGGGAGAUAUUGCAAGAUUACUGUCAAGGGACUUCAUUUUUGAAUACACUGGAUGUCUUAAGUUUCAGCAUCAUAUGUAUGGUGCUGACAUGGGAACGUUGAAUGUUUAUCAAGGAAGCAGCCUUAUUUGGAAUAAAACAGGAGAUCAAGGAGAUCAAUGGCAUCUCGCCGAAAUUAGCCUACAAGCUAAUAGUUUCAGUAGCUCCAAGAUUUCAUUUGAAGCAGUCCAAGGUUCAGCUUUUACAAGUGACUUUGCCAUUGAUGAUGUUCAAGUUCUUCUAACAGACUGUUGA